This is a messenger RNA of Porites evermanni, 387 nucleotides long. The record is from the annotation of a GenBank genome assembly. Lineage: Eukaryota; Metazoa; Cnidaria; Anthozoa; Scleractinia; Poritidae.
AUGGAAUCCAAAGAGGAUUGCAUUAAAAGGAACAGGCCCCCAUACUAUAUUUUGGAAGUAGAAGACAACAAGAAGAAAUACUAUGACUCUGUGUUAGAUAAAUUUGUUGAUCAGUUCCUUAUUAAUUCUCCUAAUGAUAAUGAUGAUGAUGAUGAUGAUGAUGAAGAAAGCAGUCCUACAAGCAAUGAUUUUGUGAGGAAUUACUUAUUGUGCCUCUUGAAAUACUAUUUCAUAUUUUUGGAUUUUAACGAUGCUGUGAAGGAAGGCAAUGGAGAGAGAAUUGCAACUCUCCAUAAACAGCUAGUACCACAUUUUAAGGCAUUACCAGGCUUCAAUAACUAUGCCAUUGAAAUGUUGAUCAGUGUUGUGCAGAACAGUGUUUUUUAA